Pyrus x bretschneideri (Chinese white pear) is the source of this 1597-nucleotide messenger RNA. RefSeq names its product phosphoenolpyruvate carboxylase kinase 1-like. Lineage: Eukaryota; Viridiplantae; Streptophyta; Magnoliopsida; Rosales; Rosaceae. The transcript is spliced from 2 exons. Gene Ontology annotation, biological process: peptidyl-serine phosphorylation; intracellular signal transduction; protein autophosphorylation. Gene Ontology annotation, cellular component: nucleus; cytoplasm. Gene Ontology annotation, molecular function: calcium-dependent protein serine/threonine kinase activity; ATP binding; calcium/calmodulin-dependent protein kinase activity. The record is from RefSeq and is a predicted model, not a curated record. The coding region runs from base 73 to 897 and encodes 274 amino acids.
AAGAAGCUGCAACAACAAAAAAACCCGAAACUUCACCACCCAAACACGGCCUUAAUCGAAAAAUCCCCCCAAAUGUAUGACACAUUGAAGAACUCCUACCAGCUCUUCGAAGAAAUUGGCCGCGGCCGGUUCGGCACGAUCGUCCGAGCCUUCUCGCCGGACUCGGCCGAGUUCGUCGCAUGCAAGAUCAUCGACAAAUCGGUCCUUACCGACGAAAUCGACCGCGCGUGCCUCGAGAAGGAGCCCAAGAUAAUGACCCUUUUGUCAUCGCAUCCCAACGUUCUCAAGCUCUUUAACGUCUUCGAGACCGAGGACUCGCUCGCGAUGGUGCUCGAGCUCUGCGAGCAGGAAACGCUCUACGACCGGGUCGUGGAGCGCACGCUCUCGGAGCCCGAGGCCGCCGCGAUCAUGAAGCAGCUGCUCGAGGCCGUCUCGCAUUGCCACCGCCUCGGGGUGGUUCAUAGGGAUUUGAAGCCGGAGAAUGUUCUGUUUGAUUCGAGGAACAAUUUGAAGCUCGCGGAUUUCGGGUCGGCGGAGUGGGCCGGCGACGGCGGGGUCAUGGAGGGCGUGGUCGGGACGCCGUACUACGUUGCGCCCGAGGUGCUGAUGGGCAGGGAGUACGAUGAGAAGAUCGAUGUUUGGAGCGCCGGCGUGAUGAUGUACAUAAUGCUCAGCGGGAUUCCGCCGUUUUACGGCGAGUCGGCGACGGAGAUCUUCCAGGCGGUUUUGCGAGGGAAUUUGAGAUUUCCGCCGAAGGUCUUCCGAUCUGUAUCGCCGGCGGCGAAGGAUCUGCUGAGGAAGAUGAUUUCCAGAGACGUUUCCAGAAGACUUUCUGCUGACCAGGCACUUAGGCACCCAUGGAUCUUAAGUGGUGGAGAAGCAAAUCCAAUUGACUAAAAUCUGACUUUUGGGUCAGUCAUGUCAAUGAACCAAAUCCAAGUACAUAGAUCCUAAAUCCUUGUCAUCCAAUCUAUGUGAAUACGAAGCAAUCCCACUUUCCUCUCUUAAAAAACGGAAAAUCCUGUCGUCAAUGGAUCCAGGAAACCCCUCUUCCUCUCAAGAGCUCUUUAGCUAGGAAGCAGAAGUAAAUGGAGAAAGACUUGCAUGGAACGACGUCACAGUAGAAGAUUGUAGAAUAUGAGAUGGAUCAAUCAGUCUUUUAUGAAACGAGUUCACCGUCAAGCAGAAGAUGAUCGGUUCAAUCAGUCUUUUAUGGAACGAGUUCACCGUCAAGCGUGGAAGCCUAGCGUGGAAGCCUGUAGAUGUGGAGAGAGAAUCUUGAGAAUGUAGAUAGAAAAUGGGGUUUAUGGGGAUCCUUUGUCUUUCCCCGCCUUCUCUUGUAUUUUUUUUUUUCGGUCAGAGAGAGAGUCGGAAGUGAGAAAGCAAACUACUCCCAUAUAGCCUAUGUGCUACCUUUUAAGUUAAAAUCGAUGUUUUGUGUACCAGAAACCUUGUACGAAUCCGCGGAAUGUGAGUGUUCAACUCGGAAUCUGAGGAAUAAGUUCGUGUUGUGUUUACGAAAUGUAAUGUGAGUGUUCAACUCGGAAUUUGAGUUUUCUUUUGAGGAAUGCUAUUUAUAUUAUGUUUUUGUACCAUA